UUCAUUCAUUCGUUCACGUUUAAUCGAUAAAAAAUUGUACCUCAAAGAGGUUAUAAAAAUGUGAGAGUUUUCUAUCUCAAAGUAAUUAUCAAGUUAUAGUGAAAUAUAAACCGUAAUAAUGUUGUACGACGAUUUUAAACCGAUUGUGGACUUAGUUUUAAAUAACUGGACAGCGUUACAACUGGCUGUUGAACAUGGAAUGGGUGCACCAGGGGGUGAAAAGACUGCACAACUGAUGGCAGUGUACAUAGCAAGAUAUUGUGUUGAGAAUGUAGUAGACAGAGACGAACUCGUUGAAGUCAUUGAAGAUCUGAUGGACGAGGAGUUUGAGACAGUCUGUCAUGAUGACUCGCCCAAAGAAAUAGCAGUGCUACUACUACAGUUUCUAACUCUCCUCAAAGAAGGUCGGCAUGAUGAGCUCCGAGCUAGGCUAGAUGCAAUGCCCAAAUGUCAGAAAUGGUUGAGCCAGCCCAUACAUGAAUCAGUACCUCCACAAUGCCAUGGCAAUCCCGAUGAUGAUUCAACAUGCAGUAGUGACGAUGAUGAUGACGUGCCUGACAACAAUAUGAAUGGGGCAGCGGCCUCGUCAUCGAAGCCAAGGCAAGAACCAGAACCUAUGGAUGAGGACGGAGACCCUGGGUGGACAGUAGUCAGAUCGAGGAGAAGAAAUUAAAACAAUCGUUUUAAUUAUAUAGGCAAAAUUUUGUUCACAUUUGAGCUGCUAUGAUUAAAAACAUAUCUAGUUUUUACUAUAUAGAUUUAAAGUUACAUUGUAUUACAAGUUCACAUAAUUUUCGUUUCUAUUCUAUUUGUGAUAAGGUGCACAUUUACACGAAGUAGUUUCUUUGCUCAUGUAUCAUUAAAAUAGAGCUCACAGUAUAAACUAAUUAUUUCAAUGUCUAAUUAAUAAGUGUAUGUGGUUAUAUUAGCACAAAUAUUAUAAGCAGCUCAAAUGUGAACAACUAUAGUUGUUGAAUGGUUUUAACAAAUCAUAAAGCUUUCGAUGUAUAAUAUUACGUUUAAUAGGAUUGAUUUGAUACUUAGAAAAUGUUUUAGUGACAUGUUGUAUUAAGGUAAGCGUCAACAGGCACACAACGUACGCAUUGGACGCAUCGCACGCAACGCAUUUUAAUUUGUCUUGUAUAGAACAUACGUCAUACGGAAUGCUGAUGCCAAAAAUCCGAGUGAAAGUGACUUCGGUAAUCCGAUUGCUGAUACUCGCGUCGACAAUCCGAUCGCUGACGAUACCGUGGAUGCAGACUGAAAAAUUAAUCCGUUUGAUGCGAUCCGUUCGAUGCCUGUGUUGCGUACGAUGCGGGUCUGUGGACGCUUACCUUUAGUAAACAUAUUACUAAAUAAAACAUGUCACUUAAGGAGUGGUUUCGCAGCGGGCAUGCGACUCUAUAUGAGAGCUUGUAAAGGUUUUAAAGUACAGACGCCAGCAGGCUUACCUCUUUCUGUCAAAUAUAUCGUUUCAUUAGAUUUUCAACUUUAUCCUUUUGGUGUAAAGUCAAAAAUUCAAUGAAAAUACUUUGCUGGUGUAUGUACCUUAAAAGAAAAGUAAUUUUCAAAGCGUCUCUUUUAAUUAAUUGAUCUGAGUGCUGUUGUAAGUACCUGUAUCGAUAUUAGUAUCAAAUCGACUCUAUUCAUAGGGCCCUAAUGUUUAAUGUCAAGCUCCUAUAGUGGGAACACCUAGAAUUUUUACUAAUGUUGGGGAGAAAAUGAUAUUUUUGUCUUUAUUUUGAACUCAAUCAUAGAAUAUUUAAGAAUGUUCAGAAUAUUUCAAUAUUUUUGCACGUAAUAGUCCCUACCAGGAAGUUGACAGCAAUUACACUUAUGAUUCCAUAAUACUCUACACUUAAUUUUCAUUAGUCUAAAAUUUGAUUUUGCUCAAUACUUUAAUAUUUUUAGCUGUGAAUAUGAAUAUAUUUGACUCUCAAAAAGCUUACAGAACCAACCAAUAUUAUAAUAUUUUUGAUAUUCGUGAGUACUCCAUUUGCUGUCUACUCUGUGGUAUAUCCCGAGUACUUAUAGAAGUACAAUAAAAAAUAUUAUGCUACUUAGGUAAGGGUACCUUUGUAGAUAGAAUGUAUGACAAGUGUGUUGUACCAACACUGUAUUUAAAGUAUUUAUUUUUAAACUACUUAUUAAAUACAUAAAUAAAUAUGUAUAUUAAUGUU
Messenger RNA from Spodoptera frugiperda (fall armyworm), 2180 nucleotides. RefSeq names its product pre-rRNA-processing protein TSR2 homolog. The record is from RefSeq and is a predicted model, not a curated record. The transcript is spliced from 4 exons. Gene Ontology annotation, biological process: maturation of SSU-rRNA from tricistronic rRNA transcript (SSU-rRNA, 5.8S rRNA, LSU-rRNA). Gene Ontology annotation, cellular component: nucleus. The coding region runs from base 119 to 673 and encodes 184 amino acids. Lineage: Eukaryota; Metazoa; Arthropoda; Insecta; Lepidoptera; Noctuidae.